AUGGAUUCGAUCGAGUCUCCCUCGCGUCGGACUCCGACCGGUCGUCGACGCGGUCGCCCGCCCGGCACAUCGAGUGCGCUUCGAGCCGCUCGCUCAGACUCGUUGGGCGCAUUUGGCGUACUGGCCGCCUCGGAACCUCCUCUUAAGAAGCGUCGUUAUGUUCCCGGGGGCGCAGGCGGCGGCGGGCGGUGGUGCGAUACAAGCGACCAAGAAACCCCUCUGCCCAACGGCGCGGCGACUGUCACGCGCACGCGCGUCCGCAGCACGGUCAACAUCAGUACGCCCAGCGCACUCCCGCCACGUGAGCGCAGCACGCGCACUCGGAAUCCUGUUUCGAACAACGAGCCGUUUGGCUUUGCCGCCGCAGUCGCUGCUUCAGUGCAUCAGGCCGACGACUACAAGCCCCGCGAAGAGCGUAGCUGGGAGGAAUUCCAUCCGAAUCUCGAUAUAGACCAGUGUUUCAAGGUCUUUCGGUCAGAGGAGGUUGACGGUACAGCUCAAGAGCGCCCAAGCACACCUGUGCUCGGGCCACCGUUGGAGACUUCUGAGGUGGGCUCUGAGACGCCGUCGCGGCACAUCAACCCCGCCUCGACAGGCAAUACACCUGCUGCCUCGACCAAACACGACACGAACCCAUUCGACGCGCUGAAUGGCACACCGACGAGGCGCUCGCGACGACCGACGAGGGACGUAAUCAGCUUCUACGGUACCCGCCCGGCUGAGCUCCCCGUACCCGCAACACCAAAGAAACCGCAAGUGCUGCCGAUCAAGAAUCAGACUGCGAAAGAGAAACUCGACCUCAAGCAACCUUCGUACCGGCGAACCAAUCGUAUAGAAAUCUUUGAGAGCAAGACUUUUGGGCAAGCUCGGUAUGUCGACAAAGCCAUGAGUAAUGUUGGAUAUCAAGAAAGCGACCACUUUGCGCGGCCCGAUCGACAACUCAUCAAGGCCGGCAAUGCAGGCGCAGAAGAGGAUCCAGAACAGUCGUCCUCACCCACUGCUGACGACGGUUCACACUUGUCUAAGUUCUUCCGCGUAGAGUACGACAUGGAUGAGCAAGAUGACAUGUGGCUGGACUAUUACAAUGCCCAGAGAAAACAAAGCCAACUCGAACCUGUGACACGCGAAAUCUUUGAGAUCACAAUGACAAAGAUCGAAAAAGAAUGGCAUGGCCUGGAGAAACGAAUACCGAAGCCAAACCCAAAGCCCCCUCAAACUCACCGUCCACGUUCGAGCUCAGCCGCCGCCGUGAAUGGCGAGCAUCAACCCGGCGAGGAACCUGAUAUCAAAUGCGUCAUCUGCGACGAUGGCGACUGCGAAAACACAAACGCCAUUGUGUUUUGCGACGGCUGUAACUUGGCCGUUCACCAAGAGUGCUAUGGUGUCCCAUUUAUUCCCGAAGGACAGUGGCUGUGCCGGAAAUGUGUCGCCUGUGGUAGAGGUGUCCCGACUUGUAUAUUCUGCCCGAACACAGAUGGCGCAUUCAAGCAAACUGCUGCCAAUCAAUGGUCCCAUCUCCUGUGUGCCAUGUGGAUACCCGAAGUGUCCUUGGCCAACCACACAUUUAUGGAACCUGUCCAGGACGUGGAAAAGGUCCCAAAGACACGAUGGAAGUUGAACUGCUUCAUCUGCAACCAGAGGAUGGGGGCGUGCAUUCAGUGCAGUAACAAGAAUUGCUACCAGGCGUUUCAUGUUACGUGUGCUCGGCGCGCUCGCUUCUAUCUCAAGAUGAAGACUCCCACAGGCCAGCUGGCCGUGCUUGACGGAAACAUGGUCCUGAAGGCAUACUGCAACAAACACGGUCCUCCUGACUACACGGCCGAGCAACGUGUAGCCGAGGCGACAAAGGCAGCUAAACGGUUCUACAAGAAGAACAUGAAAGGUCGUCUUUGGGCAGAUAAUUAUGCCGUCGCAAACGUCAUUGCUGCCCAGCAACGGAUCAAUGUGGACGAAACUCAGGCAGAUGGCUCAGUUAUGGGCAUUGCCGGUUCGCAUGGCGAGAAGAAGAAGAACCAACAGCCCAAGAAUGUCUGGCGUCUUCCCUCUGGAGCCCCUGUUAUCCCCCAAGCCGUCUUUGACACGGUUGAAAUUUCCUUGCAGAGAUUUUCCAUCAGGAAGCGCAAAGAGUUCCUUGCCGAAGCCUGUCGUUACUGGACCCUGAAGCGCGAGUCCCGCAAGGGAGCCGCCUUGCUGAAGCGCCUGCAGCUACAGAUGGACUCUUUCUCCUCCAUGGAGCUCACCCGCAGGGACUUUGCAGCCAUGGGCCCAGAUGGCAAAGAGCGACUGGCGAGGCGGAUACAGUUUGCCGAGAUGCUUAUCCAGGAUAUGGAGCGCCUGAAGACGUUGACAAAUGACACUGUGCUGCGCGAGCAAGAGAAGUUGUCUGCUGCGGAAGUGGAACAAGAGUUUGUCGAUGAGUGCUACUUUCCGGUCACAAAACACCUACUAGCGGCUAUUGAUAAGGCUAUAUCGCUUGACAGGGAAUUGUUUGAGGAGGGUCUGCGAAAUAUAGAGCGCCGGACGAGAGAGCGACAUUAUACAAAGGCCAUGGUUUUCGCGCAUGACCUUGGCAAUGUCAUCCGCACCGGCAUUGCCACUGCGCACGAGGGCGCAGGCACAGAAUCUUUGGAUGAGCCUUCGCCAAAGCACACACUUGCCGACAUCCGCGAGCGACGGAAGCUCGGGAAGCGCAUCCUGAAGGCGGCGCAGCCGCAUCUCGAAAGCGCGCUUCGUCUCGAGUCCACUAUCGUUGACGGCAAACCUUUCAAGAUUCUACAGCAAGAGCUGGCAAGUCGCAUCGAGCAUAGUCUCAAUGUGCAGGAACAGAUCAUUCUCCGCAGUCGGGAGGGUACUCAAGCUUUGGGGCAUGCGGUCGCUUCAGCCGAGGAGGCGAUCGAAGCAAGCGACAUUGCGAUGGGAGAGGGUACAAGCCCGAUCGCCGAGGAAGCUGACGCUCCCGGAGAGCCUGUCGAGGGCACGGCCGAGUCUGAUGACGUCCAAAUGGCAGAUGCGGCCGACACGACAACCCAGCUUCCUGACGGCGAAAUCACGUCGGAAACACCUCCCAACAGCGACAACAAUGGGUUCAGUAUCAAUACCAAGCCGGGGGUCGCCCAGGCUGGCCCUCCAACACCGCCUCAGUCUAAUGGCAGCCUGGGGAAAGUCAUUGAUCCCCUCACUGACGGCGGCGUACCGUGGUACUUCAAACCUUUUGAUCCUGUUGGGACCACUGUUUGUGUGGAGGACGAGGUAGCGGAGCAGAGCGAUGUGGACAUGCAAAGCGAAGAGCUCACAGACAUGGACGACGAAGAGCUUAAGGCGCUUGGGGCGGAAGUCACUGAGGGUCUCGAAUCGGCCAUUGGGGAUAAGGGCGUCCCGGUUGCCGCGGUCGCGUCUAGGAGCAAGGCCCGAAGAGCGGCGCCGGCGGUCGCGAGUACUCGGAGAACGUCGGCCAGAAGACGUUAG
This is a messenger RNA of Emericellopsis atlantica, 3465 nucleotides long. RefSeq names its product PHD-zinc-finger like domain-containing protein. Gene Ontology annotation, biological process: regulation of transcription by RNA polymerase II. The transcript has 3 exons. Bases 1 to 3465 code for a protein of 1154 amino acids. The record is from RefSeq and is a predicted model, not a curated record. Lineage: Eukaryota; Fungi; Ascomycota; Sordariomycetes; Hypocreales; Bionectriaceae.